GCAGAACCAAAAAAAAAACAGGGGGAGAUCGAAUGAACAGAAGUGGAGAGGAGGAGGAGGAGGAGGUGGUGGCCGAGAAGAGGAGGAGGAGGAGGAAGAGGGAGGGGGUGCAGGUGGCUCUCAGGGGAGGCUGCCUGGCUGCUUCAGCCACGGCUAUGGCGGUGAUGCUGACGGCUACAGAGGAGGGAGUGGCAGACGUCUAUGGCUUCAAGCUUACUCUCAACUCCAAGUGGUCUUUCUCUCCCUCCUACCAGUUUGUGGUGGGGGCAUGCACAGCGACCAUGCUAUACUCCCUGUUCCAGCUCUGUCUCGGUGCUUACAGGCUCCUCACCGGAUCUCUCAUUACACCCUCCCGCUUCCAAGCUUGGCUUUACUUCAUCACCGAUCAGCUCUUUGGCUAUUUGAUGAUGAGCGCUGGAUCAGCCGGUUUUGGAGUUACCAACCUCAACAAAACCGGCAUCAGACACACUCCUCUCCCGGACUUCUGCAAGACCCUUUCUUCUUUCUGCAAUCACGUCGCCCUCUCUCUCCUCCUAGUCUUCCUCUCAUUCAUCUUCAUCGCCUCCUCUUGUCUCUUUAAUGUCCUUGUGCUCUCCACUCCCUAGUCUUAUGGACUCUCUCUAUCCUUGUUGCUUUAUAUAUAUAGACAGACUCUACUUACGGUCACUUGCAUUCCCAAAACAAUGUAUCUGCUUAUUUUUUUUGCAAGUGUAAUUCUCUCUAGAGAAGCACCACAAAUUACAACA
This is a messenger RNA of Eutrema salsugineum, 746 nucleotides long. RefSeq names its product CASP-like protein ARALYDRAFT_316979. The transcript is spliced from 3 exons. The coding region runs from base 33 to 605 and encodes 190 amino acids. Lineage: Eukaryota; Viridiplantae; Streptophyta; Magnoliopsida; Brassicales; Brassicaceae. The record is from RefSeq and is a predicted model, not a curated record.